CACAGCUUCCACAACUUCACCUCGCAGAAGGGCCCGCGGGAGCCCAGCGCGCGGCGCUACAUCCUGCAGAUGUACUGCGAGGAGCCCUUCGUGCGCGAGGGCCUGGAGUUCGCGGUGAUCAGGGUGAAGGGCCAGAGCUUCAUGAUGCACCAGAUCCGCAAGAUGGUGGGCCUGGUGGUGGCCAUCGUGAAGGGCUACGCCCCGGAGAGCGUGCUGGAGCGCAGCUGGGGGGACGAGAAGGUGGACGUGCCCAAGGCGCCGGGGCUGGGCCUGGUCCUGGAGCGCGUGCACUUCGAGAAGUACAACCAGCGCUUCGGCAACGACGGGCUGCACGAGCCCCUGGACUGGGCGCAGGAGGAGGCCGAGGUGGCCGCCUUCAAGGAGCAGCACAUCCUCCCGACCAUCGUGAGCACCGAGCGCGGGGAGCGCUCCAUGGCCCAGUGGCUGAGCACGCUGCCCGCCCACGACUUCAGCGCCUCCGCCCUGGCGGCCAGCUCGGGCGCCAAGGUACGGGCUCUGAGCGGGGCGUGGGCACCUGCGUCCGGCACUGCACGCGGCUCCCGUUCUGUGCAUGAGCUGAGGCACAGGGCAGCGGGGCUGGCGCACUGUGCUGAAGGGACAGUGCCCGCGAGCUGUGCCCCCUCACUUGAGAGAAAAAAAAGAUACUGCCACUCUGCCUGGAUCCUGAUGAGCUAA
Oryctolagus cuniculus (rabbit) is the source of this 696-nucleotide messenger RNA. The record is from RefSeq and is a predicted model, not a curated record. NCBI's taxonomy places the organism in Eukaryota, Metazoa, Chordata, Mammalia, Lagomorpha, Leporidae.